GUGGUUUCUCUGAAAGGGCCUAUCGACAGGCAUGGAAACGUCAGGCUAAAUUUAGCGACAAUGGCGCCUCUUGCGGCAGAAAUUGGAACCUCUGCGGAUCCAUACAACGCUGUAAUCAAGCUGGUAAACGAUUUUGUCGACGGAGUAAAUAACUCCAGGAAAUAUACAGUUGCGUUUCCUACUGUUAAUCGGUCGAUAAAAAAAGUCGGUAAUUUAUCUACCAGUUUCAGUUUUUCGUCACUACGUGUAAUAACACUAUUUUUAUAUUUAAAAGUUUGUCGAAUUUGUAGAGUUUUCUGAUAUCAUUAGUCCGCAUUCAUUUAGAGAUAUCCUAUGGAGUGAGGAGCAAAAACGAGUCAACAUUUUUUAAAACGAUAAACACAGAGGUUAACUUAUUCGAGUGAUUGAUACCCAAUUUCAAGGUUGCAACGAGCAGGUGCGACGAGUGUCUGCCGGCCGAAGUCCAUGGUGAAUUGCCAUGGAAACCCAUAGACAUAGAACACAGAAAGGGUCGGCGGAAUCAACAACCCCGACGUGCAAGAUUGAUCUGCGUGGUCGUAAUUGAAUCGUUAGCGUCCAUGAGCGACAGUAUUGUUGUCAAAACCGUAGAUAAAAAUGGUUCGACGAGGAGAAGGUUGACCUCGGCGGAGAGGGAGCUGUACCUGAAGCCGCUGCUGAAGUUGAAGCAACAGGAAGGGGUGAUCGAGAGAGGGCUGACCGCUGCGAUCGGGAACAUGAAGAUAGAGCCAGCUUUGUUGCAGGAUAUUGUCCACACUUACAGGGACUUAACGGUGAAAAGGGAGGAUUUUCUCAAAGGGCUGUACAAACGCAUGGCCGACAUUGCCAGCGAUUUGGAGCUCGCCAAGGACGUCACGAAGAACCCUAAAGAGAUCAAGAAGCUAGACGUAAACACGUACAGAUUAAAACUGUUCAAGCUUUCGCAAAAGAUCCAGGAUUUGACGGGAUCCUGUUCGGUUCAGGAGACGUUGGCGCAGGAGCAGACCGCGCUCGACAACGAGCUGCGGGAAUUCGUGCCGCAGCUGGAAAGAUGCGAAAAGCUGAGGAGAUACGCUCUGUCGUCGUCCCAUGGCAGACCGGAGGCCAGAACCGAGAAAAUGAAUCACAAGGACGUCGAGGAUUUCCACGCGUUGGUGGCCAAGACAGGGCACACGGAAAACUGGAGUCGGGAGGACCACUCGUUAUUCCUGAAAUCGCGGCAGAAAUGCGAGAACGUGCCCGCCUUGGUUGCUGCCAUUCAGAAGAAGUGCCCGGAUCUGUCCACGGAGGCCAUAGUGAACCAUGAAGCAUGGUACAAGCUGUACCAAAAUUUGCGAGAGAAGCAGAAAACAGCGGUGGAAGAAUGGCGGAGGAAGAAGGAGCUGGAGAAUAAGAAAUCCGUCGAAGAGACGGGCGCGAGUGUCGAGGAUCGUUUCGCGGAGGACGAUGUCCUGAAAGAGGACGGCAAAGAAGAUAGAAAGAUGGUGCGAAAGGCUACCAAGAUCGCGACGAGGUCGAGCAGCAGCGCGGAGUCGAAUAACAGCGAGAAGAAGGAACUGAUUCGAAAAUGGCGAACGGAGAAGGAGAACAAGAGCAAGAUGGACGAGGAACAAAUGAAGCUGCGCGUGAAAUUGAAGCGAGAGAUGGAGGAGAACGAGAGGAGAAGGAAGAAGGAGAGGAUCCAGGCUGCUCUGGAGGAGUACCGGAAGAAGAAGGCGCUGGAAAGCGCGUCUAGAGAGUCGAGCGCGAACUUCAAGGAGAAAUAUGAUUCUUCGUUGAUCAAGGCGUUCAGGGAGCAGGACAAAGAGUUCGCGAAGAGGAGGAAGGACCGGAUACUGCGCUCUCAGAGGCAGAACAAGAUGGAGCUGCCGACAACGAAGAUGUCCGACUUCCUCAAGGUCAGAGACUUCUCGACGUUGCUGAACAGCACGGCGGUCUGGCGAGAGAAGUGCAAGAUCGCGGAAAGAGGAUGCAACGAGCUGCAGUACAUCAAGGACGUCCCGAAAAUGUGCGUUCGAUGGCGGAACGAGGAGUCGGAUCUCGCGGGCUGAAGAAGAGAAAUUCCUCGCCGGAGUGUUCAUUAGGAACAGGUACAUAUACUACUCGAUCCGGCGACCGGGCGUCGUGGGUGGAGAUAAGCAGGAAUAAACGAGUCCGAUUGAUACAUACUUAAUUGUUUAUUUCUUUUUUUUUCUUUACGAACGUACCGGUUUCUUCAGACGAUGUACAUAAUAAGUUAUUGAGUAAAUGAGGCUGGGCCCUGUCCAGGUGCUGGCCGCGCGGGCCCCGAAAAUGGACCUCGAUACAUUUAGAUUUCCCCGACCCCAGUCUAAGCGGUAGAACAGAAAACAAAGAAGGAACAAAGUCCCGGUGUGUGUGUAUAAAGACGAUCGUUUGUUGCGUCCCGGCGGGCGUCGUGGACAACGCCAAGCCCCAGGAUCCAUUUACUCAAAUAUAUAUAAUAUACUUUCUAUGAA
Molecule: messenger RNA, 2474 nt
Organism: Megalopta genalis
Lineage: Eukaryota; Metazoa; Arthropoda; Insecta; Hymenoptera; Halictidae
Source: RefSeq, a predicted model, not a curated record